Messenger RNA from Dibothriocephalus latus, 432 nucleotides. NCBI's taxonomy places the organism in Eukaryota, Metazoa, Platyhelminthes, Cestoda, Diphyllobothriidea, Diphyllobothriidae. The record is from the annotation of a GenBank genome assembly.
AUGCGCAUUCACACGCCCGGGCAAGACAAAUUGGCGGACAAAAAUGAAUGCAAUCACGGAGACAAUAAGGGAUAUGCCCCUACCAGAGAUGAAACAGUGAUGCGCGAGAGGGAUUUGCCCAGAUCAGAAGAGGUGGGCGACUGUAUCGCCGAGCUGUUGUUGCUGGUUGACACAGACACACGGGCACUGCCCGGCCGGCAGAUAUUAGAGGGCCGCAUGAGCAUCGAUCGUGGUGGGGUGUUGUCGCCGCUACUGUUUGUGUGGCUGGCGGGCGCUGACAUGGGCGGGAUACCGCCUGUGUCCACCUGCAGGGGGCUGAUCGAUCGCAAGGCAGACUCGCGAUCGCGACGGGAGGGCGGCUGGGUUGCCACAAUAGGCUCCGAUGCCUUCUCUUCGCCUCCACACUCGCCCUCCUCAUCUUCCACGGCAUAA